Rhopalosiphum padi (bird cherry-oat aphid) is the source of this 3466-nucleotide messenger RNA. RefSeq names its product presequence protease, mitochondrial. NCBI's taxonomy places the organism in Eukaryota, Metazoa, Arthropoda, Insecta, Hemiptera, Aphididae. The transcript is spliced from 2 exons. The coding region runs from base 286 to 3294 and encodes 1002 amino acids. The record is from RefSeq and is a predicted model, not a curated record. Gene Ontology annotation, molecular function: metal ion binding. Gene Ontology annotation, cellular component: mitochondrial matrix. Gene Ontology annotation, biological process: protein processing.
UUCAUUCCUCCACUCAUUGCUUGUUGCUUGAGCAGUUAAUUAUGGUUUUAUGUUUUGCUGUGCACUAUGUAAUUUUCUGUAUUUAAAUAUUAAACAAUAAUAUAUUACAAACAUGAAAAAAUAAAUAGAUUAUAUUAUUUGUCAUUAUAACAAAAAUAGGUAUUAAUUAACAAUUAUCUAGUCAUUUUAUAUUUAAAUUAAUUAAUAUAGAAAGAUAAACUUUCAACAGACUUCAUUUAUUUUUGAAAAUACUUUUUAAAACUGUUUUGUCUAUAACUGUUCAAGAUGCUUAGGCUUUCAAAAGCACUAAAAAAACACGGAGCAAAUAUUCGUGGCUUUAGCGUUUUGAAAGCUAAAACACCAUAUGACACUAUUUUUAAAGUUGGGCAAGAAAUAGAAGGCUUUGUUGUAAAAGAAGUCAGGCCUGUUGCUGACUUUCAGCUCACUGCAUUGCGUCUCGAACACCAGAAAUCUGGGGCAGAUUAUCUGCAUAUUGAUAGAAACGAUACUAACAAUGUUUUUAGUGUCGCAUUUCGUACAACACCAAAACAGUCUAAUGGAUUACCACAUAUUCUUGAACAUACUACUUUAUGUGGUAGUAAAAAAUUUCCGUGUCGUGAUCCAUUUUUUAAAAUGCUCAAUCGUUCUAUGGCAAAUUUCAUGAAUGCCAUGACUGCACCUGAUUAUACCUUUUAUCCAUUUUGUACUGAAAACCAAUCCGAUUAUUAUAACCUUAUGGCGGUGUAUUUAGAUGCUGUUUUUAAUCCGAUGUUACGAGAAUCUGAUUUUCGUCAAGAAGGAUGGCGUUUAGAACAUAAAGAUGUGGACGAUAAAAAUUCUCCAAUAGAAAUAAAAGGGGUUGUUUAUAAUGAAAUGAAAGGUGUGUAUUCAGAUAAUCAACAAAUUUACAAUGAACAUUUUCUGAAUAACAUUUUACCAAGUAAUACAUAUGGUAUCAAUUCAGGUGGUGAUCCUAAUGUUAUACCAUCUUUAACUCAUUCUGAUCUUGUUGCUUUUCAUCAUAGAUAUUAUCAUCCAAGUAAUAGCCGUUUCUAUUCUUACGGUAAUUUUAACUUAGAAAAUCAUCUUAGAUUUUUAAACGAUACAUUUUUAAAAGAUUGUCUAGCAGAUCCAUCUAUUAAAGUUGAAACAAAGGUUCCAAAUGAAAAACGUUGGGCAACAUCUAAACGUGCACACGUUGCUUGUAGAGAAGAUCCAAUGGUGCCUAAGGAUAAACAAUCAUCUUUAAGUAUUGGCACCCUUUGGAGCGAUAUAACUAAUACGCAAGAAACCUUUGAGCUAGCCAUACUUUCAAGAUUAUUAUUAAAUGGACCUAAUGCUAAGUUUUAUAAAACUCUCAUAGAACCAAACAUUGGAACAGAUUUCAGUGCUGCAACUGGUUUUACAGAUCAAACAAGAGAUUCAUUUUUUGCAGUAGGGCUUCAGGGGUUAAAUAUAUCAGAUUUUGAACGAGUGGAAUCAAUUUACGAAGAUACAAUUAAAUCAAUCAUUAAUGAAGGUUUUGAUAACCGUGAUAUCGAUAAUAUUUUACACUCAGUUGAACUGUCUAUGAGGCAUCAGACUUCAAAUUUUGGAUUACAACUCUUAUAUGGUACACUGCCCAUUUGGAAUCAUGAUGGUAAUAUACUAGAUUCAAUGUGUGUCAGUGAAAAGAUAGAUGAAUUUAAGAAAAAGCUGUCUAAUCAUCCUAAUUAUUUACAAUCACUAGUUGAUAAGUAUUUGUUGAAUAAUAAUCACAAACUUGUAAUGACAAUGUCACCAGAAAACAAUUUUGAAGAACUUAGAAAAGAAAAUGAAGACAAGCUUCUAAAAGAAAAAAUGACUCCUUUAUCUGAUGUAGACAAAGAGAACAUUUAUGUACAAGGUUUGGACCUUCGAAAGCAACAAGAUGCAACACAAGAUGUCACAUGUUUACCAUCUUUGAGCCUUAAUGAUUUAAAAAAGACAACUGAUUCUGUACCACUCAUUAAAGAAAACAUAAAUAACACUCCGGUUUUCAUAUUUCCACAACCAACUAAUCAAGUGACUUACUUUAGAAGUUUAAUAAACACAUCACAUUUAUCUGAUGAUUUAAAAACUCUAAUUCCACUAUUUUGUAAUAUUGUUACCAGAAUGGGUACUAAAUCUAUGGACUUCAGACAGUUUGACCAAUUGGUGAGGAAAUCCACUGGGGGUUUACAAGUGUCCCAAUCAAUUAUAGAUUCGCCUUUAAAUUUAUUCAACAUGAAAGAAAGUAUUAUUCUAAACUCUCAUUGUUUGGACAAAAAUGUUGAUGAAAUGUUUGAUUUGUGGAAACAAAUAUUUACACAAGUAACUUUUGAAGAUGAAAACAGAUUUAAAACUCUUUUACAAGAAGAGGCAAGUAGUUUGGCCAACAGUAUUUCAGGUAGUGGACAUAUGUAUGCAAUGCUGUGUGCAACUGCUGGUAUUAAUCCAAUUGAUGCUCAACGUGAAACAUAUGGUGGACUCCAAUAUGUUAGUACCAUGAAAAAAAUUGCCCAGAUUGAUGAUUUAACACCAAUACUGAAAAAACUAGAAGAAAUCGGUACAAAAAUAUUGAACAAAAAUACUAUGAAAUGUUCAUUAACCAUAGUAGAAAACAACUCUACAGCAGUUAAAGGUCUGGAAGGUUUUCUUAACACAAUUGCCGGAAAUUGGGAUCAGUCAAAUGAAUAUAAUAAAAUUGAUAAACAAGAUGACAAUGUAAAAUGUUUCCAUCAUGUGUUACCGUUUUCCGUUAAUUAUUGUGCAAAAGCUUUACCAGGUGUUCAUUACGCUCAUAAAGAUUUUGCUCCAUUGAAAGUUCUUUGCAAAUAUAUAAGCUCGAAAUAUUUAUUGCCUACAGUGAGAGAAAAAAAUGGAGCUUAUGGUUCUGGUGCCUCGCUGAGUAUGUCUGGAAGUAUUCAAAUGUUCUCCUACAGAGACCCAAAACCAAUUGAGACAUUUGAAGCCUUUGAUGGUGCUUGUAAUUGGGUAAAUAAUAGAAAAAUAACAAUUGAAGAAUUGAAUGAAGCAAAAUUAGCUAUAUUUCAAGGAAUUGACCAUCCAGUUGCACCAAUGUCAAAAGGUAAUGCAUUAUUUUUCAAUGAUAUGGACCAACAAAUUAGACAAGAACACAGAAAUCAAAUCAUGAAUGUAAAAAUUGAAGAUCUUGUAAAUGUAGCUAAUUUAUAUUUUUCAAAUACAAAUUUUGCUAAAGCUCUAAUUGGUCCAGCAAAUAAUGACAUUCAUUCAGGAACUAAUUGGAACGUGACCAACCACGAAGACUUAUAAAAUCAUAUUAUUAUAUUAAAAUAUAUGUAUUAAAUCAGCAAUGAACUAUGUUUAUUAAUGUUAUUCAUUUUAGAAAUAAAUUGUUUUUUUUUUUUUUUAUAAUAUAAUUUACUACAACUAAAGAUAGUAUAAGUUUUGAGGCUAAAUAAAAUUUGAUGAAUUUUCAGUUAAA